CUGCUGGAGGGGCGGGGUGAGCGCUCAGGUUUAGUUGCUACCAAGAACCCUGAUUGCUUGGACGGCUCCCUACUGUGCACCCCUUUCUAUAUCAACUGGCAGGGCACCGGCUGAGUCUGAGUCAGACCAAGACUGACCGCACAGGUCCCUUGACACCAUAAUGGCAAACUUCAAGGGCCAUGCCCUCCCAGGGAGUUUCUUCUUGAUCAUUGGGAUUUGGUGGUCAUUGAAAUACUCACUCAGAUACACAAGUCACAAAGGAAAAAGCAGAAAGCUGAACUACUACUACCGAAAGAUUGAGAUCAUCGAUGGAGGGGUCAGAGUCUUCUUUGCUAUAGUUGGGAUCCUUGCAGAGCAGUUUGUUCCAGAUGGACCUCACUUGCACCUGUACAAUGACCACGAUUGGAUAAAACUGAUGAACUGGCAGCACAGCACCAUGUAUCUGUUCUAUGGGCUCUCUGGCCUCAUGGACAUGCUCACUUUUCUCUUCCCUGUUAUCCCUCUGGGGCUGGACCGCCUUCUGUUGUCCUUGGCUGCAGUCACUGAAGGCAUUCUCUUCUAUUAUCAUGUCCAUGGUCGGCCACCAUUGGACCAGCACAUCCACCUUCUCCUGUUAUAUACGGUGGGGGCAGGAGCCAUUUCCAUCUUCAUUGAAGUUUUCAUCAGGGACAAUAUUGUCCUAGAGCUCUUCCGAGCCAGCCUCCUUAUUGCCCACGGCACCUGGUUCUGGCAGAUUGGCUUUGUGCUGUAUCCACCUUCUGGGGGUCCUGUUUGGGACCAAACAUCUCAUGAUAACAUCAUGUUUAUCACCAUGUGUUUCUGCUGGCACUACGUGGCUGCUGUGAUCAUUGUAGCUAUCAACUUCUCUCUGGUUUGUGGUGUAGUAAAUCAGUUGAAGAGACCCAGAGGUGGAGAAAGCAUUGGGAUUCAAAAGCUGACAACAGGUUCCAACACUCAUGAAGCACUUCUGAAUGACACAGAUGAAGACUGAGGAUCAAGCAUUGAGGGGAACCCAUCAUGAGCUCAAGCCACUUGGGCGGAUACUUUCCUUCCCUCCACAUAUCCCCUCCUCCACCAUGCAAUAACUGUGCUGCUCUCAGGAAAUCAACAGCCCUCACAGUGGCCCAUCUUCACUUUUGUACUCUGCAAAGUCGAGGAGUCCAAAAGGAAAAUGCUGGUUCUUGACAGUCGGAGGUUGACAUCAUUCUCGUCUUCUUAAAAUGCACUGACACUUGUUUGUGGUCUGAGACACAGUCCAGAAAUAAUUACCCCCUUCCAUUACAUCUAAUCCCUCUGCCUCACUGAGUCACUGGGAUUGGGACUACUUUGUCUAGUAGAAAAAUAGGAAUUGUAUUCCAACUCAGGGAUAGAAAGUUUGGCUGCCUAAUGUGUAUUCAUAUUCCCAAUGACCCAGGACCAGGUUAGGGGCCUUCUAUAUGUCUCAAUGAGUUAAUUUUUUUUUAAUUACAAACCAAGUCUCUGUUGGUGUGGCAUCAUUUGUAUUCAAAGAUUAAAGAAAUUAUUUCCACAAAGAGCAAACCUA
Molecule: messenger RNA, 1543 nt
Organism: Vombatus ursinus (common wombat)
Lineage: Eukaryota; Metazoa; Chordata; Mammalia; Diprotodontia; Vombatidae
Gene: TMEM45B
Product: transmembrane protein 45B
Exons: 6
Coding region: 161-991 (276 amino acids)
Source: RefSeq, a predicted model, not a curated record